AACAACGAAGAAGAAGAUGAAGAAGAAGAAGAGGAGAAGGAUCUUUUUGGGUCUGAUAAUGAAGAGUACACAAAGACACCUGCUUUAAGCACUUACUCUAUUCCUGUUUUGCCGCCUGCGGGAUGGAGCAAUGACAACCAUGGUGGGAGAAGAGGAAUGGGACGUGGUGGGCGUUGGCCUAAUGGGAGAGGAGGACCCGGGCUUCUUCCUCGUCCUGGUCCUUUCCCUGGAGGACGUGGUGGUGGCAGAUACCAGAAUUAUCAGCGUGAUGAGCGUUUUGUUUCUGAGCUUAAACUUUCCAAGAGUAAAGAAACUUUGUCUAGGAAAUCUACCGUCUUUCAGGAGCCAUGUGAGCUUACUAGCUACAGUCGUGUAGAAGGUGGAGAAGUGUGCUAUGAUGAGCGAGGAUUGAGGCUUUUCAAGCGUCAUGUUUCUGAAGACAUUGGAGCGGAUUUAAAUCAGGGUUAUGAUACUUUUAUUGAGAAAAUAGAUCUGGGCUCUGAGGGCUUUGGUGACCUACUUGGCAGCAUUAGAGCAAAAAACAUUUCGCUGGAGAACAUUCAUUUUGUGACAUUCCGUAAUAAUCUGAACAAGAUACUUGCUGCUGCUUACAAUCGGCAUGAGCCAUGGGAAAUGGGUGUGCAUAAGAGGAAUGGAACCAUAUAUCUAGAUGUGCAUAAACUGCCUGAAAGGCCACAGAGUGACUUAGAUCGCCGCAGAUGUUACUGGGGUUAUUGUUUCGAAAGCCUUGCAACGGAAGAUCCAGGAAGAGCAUAUGGGGAAGAAAUACAUCAUGUGGAUGCAAAUGUUGAGUUCUGUUCAGUUGUCAAGACUAAACUCGGAGCUCACCGUGUUCUGAUGGGUGCUGAAAUGGAUUGCUGCGAUGAAACUGAUGAAGGAAGGAGGAUUUAUAUAGAGUUGAAAACUACUCGCGAGUUGGAUGAUCGUACCGUAGAGAGAUAUGAGAGAGAGAAACUUCUUAAGUUCUGGAUACAAUCAUUUGUAGCAGGAGUCCCAUACAUUCUCGUUGGAUAUAGAGAUGAUGGAGGGAGACUAGUACGAACAGAAAGACUGAGAACCAAAGAUAUCGCACACAGAGCCAGAUUGAAGAACUAUUGGAAUGGAGCAGUGUGCUUGGCAUUUGCUGAUGAGGUUCUUUGCUGGCUAUACGGCACUGUGAAAGAGAAUGAAGAUUACACACUACAGUUCGUACAUCCAUUCAUGAGGCUAGAGCUUCUGCAAGCUCAAUCAUGUCCUGACGCCAUCACUAACCAUGUUCACCUUCUUCAACAUCCUUCAUCACCACCCCCACCUCAGUAAAACUCUCUUAGUUGAGUCUUUAUAGCGUUGAAGAUCAAAAUUCUUAUGAAUGAAAGUUUUGAUUUUUGUAUUUCUCUUUGUAACUUAAACAGUGAAGAUUUUAUUUUAAUUUUGGUUUAAAGUUGUUCUUGCAAAACGAAUAAUGAAUAUAACUUGGGCCGGGCCUGUUUAAGUCGGUCCAAGCCUUAUUAGUCGUACCUCGUGAGCAUCACGUGUCUC
Messenger RNA from Eruca vesicaria subsp. sativa (arugula), 1539 nucleotides. Lineage: Eukaryota; Viridiplantae; Streptophyta; Magnoliopsida; Brassicales; Brassicaceae. The record is from the annotation of a GenBank genome assembly.